CAGUACAAGAAAUGAACAAUAUCAGUACAGAAUACAUUUUAUGUACACAAUAGAGCAGUAAUAGUACAUGUACUAUAUUACUCACUGAGAGACAGCAGUGACAUCACACUGACUGCAUCCUGUAAGGCAAAGUGCAGUUAUCUGACUCCAUCGUGUGGACAGAUAUCUGAUCAGAAAAGAAACUAAGGUCAAAGCACGCUAAUACACACGGCAGUCAGCAUGAAAGCCCUCCCACUGGGAACAACCCACCAGGAAGCCACUCCUUUGUCUGAGGAAGUAAGAGUAACUCUCUUAUGCCUGGGAGAAGAUGGCUGACAAUCCAGAGCUGUUCGACUGCUCAAUCUGUCUACAGUUACUGGAGGAUCCGGUCACAACUCUCUGUGGACACAACUAUUGUAUGAAAUGCAUUAAUACUUUUUGGGAUCAAACUGAUAGUGGAGACAGAGCGUUCAGCUGCCCUCAGUGCAGGGAGACGUUCUUCCCGAGGCCUGUUCUGAAGAGGAACACACUUCUGGCGGAUCUGUUGGAGCAACACAAGAAGAAAAACUGCCAAAAUGCUGAAGAUGAGGACGCUGCUGCUCCCGGCGACGUGCAGUGCGACGGCUGCACAGGCAACAAACGAAAAGCGUCCAUGUUCUGCCUUGUGUGUUUGGCCUCUUAUUGCGAGACUCAUCUGCAGCCUCACUUUGAGGUGUCACCGUUAAAAAAACACCGUCUGGUUCCGGCUUGUGCUAAGAUCAAAGAAAGCAUCUGUCAGGAGCAUAACAAACUUCUGGAGCUUUACUGCCGCACUGAUCAACAGUUCAUAUGCCUGAUGUGUGGGAUGGAGAAGCACCAGGGCCACGACACUGUGGAAGUGGCGGCGGAAAUGGCAGAGAUGCAGAGACGACUGGACGGGGCUAAACUAGAAAUUUUAGGUAGGAUGCAGGACUCUCAGAGGAAGAUGGCACAGCUGAAGGAAGCUGCAGCCUCUAUUAGAGCUGCUGCCUGGGAGGCCUGCGACGACUUUGAGCAGCUGUGCGAAGCACACAUUCGCGGAUACGUCCGCUCUGUGCAGAGGAAGUUCUCUGAGGUGAGAGAAAAGGUGGGAGACGUGGAGAAGGCCGGCGUGGACUGGACCGACGACUGCGUCAGACAGCUGCAGCGGGAGGCGUCCGCGCUGAGGAGCCGGGAGGACGACCUGGACCAGCUCUCACUAAUAGAUGAUCCCGUUCAGUUUCUGAAGGGCUUGCAGGACCUGGGGCCCCUCCCUGUGUCCCCGGACGCACAUGACAGGCUCAACACCCUCACAGACUUUGUCACCGCACAGAAGGAUAAGCUUAGACUUAUGUGCAACAAGGAAAAACAGGAAUUAUCCAGUCAUUCUGAAAACACUCAGCUGUUAAAAAUCCCAAAACAGCAACAAAUACUCUCAAGGACUUCAUUCAAAGCGAACAAGGCCGAAGUGGAGGUGGAUCCCUGCACUGUAGCGGCGUGUCUUUGCUUGGCCAACAGCAACAGGCAGAUGCUGUGGAGCGAGAGAGACCAGGGUCACCCCGAUCAUCCCGACCGGUUCACCCACUCCUACCAGGCUCUGUGCAAGGAGGGUCUUGACGGAAACCACUACUGGGAGGUGCAAUGGGAUGGGGGCGUCGUUGAGUUGGCCGUGUCCUACAAAAGCAUUAAGAGAAAGGGUUAUGGGAAGGACUGCUGCUUUGGCCACAAUGAUGUGUCCUGGAAAUUAACCUGCUCUCCCUCUGGCUGCACCUUCUGGCACCAUAAUCUUCACAGGGACCAAAUACCUCCAGCCUUUUCCCGCAGAGUAAGAAUACACCUUGAUUGUGAAGCAGGGGGUCUGAGUUUCUACCAUGUUUGUGGUCCCGACAAUAUGAUUCUGCUGCACCGAAUCCAGACCACCUUCACCGAACCGCUCUAUCCUGGAUUCUCUGUUGACUUGGGUGCGACUUUGGAAAUAUGCAACAUUUAGACAAGAGUUAUGAUUCAGCAAUGGUAAACAUUUUAUAUGUGAAUUAAUGGGACCAAUAAACACUAAUCAAAUAUGA
Molecule: messenger RNA, 2042 nt
Organism: Betta splendens (Siamese fighting fish)
Lineage: Eukaryota; Metazoa; Chordata; Actinopteri; Anabantiformes; Osphronemidae
Product: E3 ubiquitin/ISG15 ligase TRIM25-like
Exons: 6
Coding region: 308-1966 (552 amino acids)
Molecular function (GO): zinc ion binding; protein binding
Source: RefSeq, a predicted model, not a curated record